Striga asiatica is the source of this 2025-nucleotide messenger RNA. The record is from the annotation of a GenBank genome assembly. NCBI's taxonomy places the organism in Eukaryota, Viridiplantae, Streptophyta, Magnoliopsida, Lamiales, Orobanchaceae.
UCUACGUCCAUUCAACCUAAGAAAAAAGCCCCACCCUCUCAACCUGACAAAACCCUAGCAACAUUCGUCCUCAUCUCAAACGGCAAAAGCUUCUCUCUGUUCACGGAGAAAAACAAUGGCGAAAUCAUUGAGGUCGAAGAGAGAGAAGCGGUUAAGGGCCGCGAGGAGAGAGCUCGUUGAGCCAAUUUACGACAAGAAAGAGGCCGCCAAGCUUGCCGCCCAGGAGGCCGCCCUCGCCGCUCCCAAGCUUCCGGUCAGGCCGCCGCCCUCCAAGAACAUGGACAUCGCCUCCGCAUCUCUUUUUGGCUCCGAGGGCUUAGAUGUGGAGAUGGCUGAUGGCAACGAGAGCUCCAAAUUUUUGAAGCCUAUUGGGAAGAAGCUGAAGAAGAAGAUCAAAUUGGCCAAAAGGAAGCAUCACGGCAAGGGCAAAAUCAGGAAGAAGCAUAACAUAACUGCACGAACCGUAGAGCAAAGGUAUUGGAGAGACAGUACGGCAGGCGCCACCGUGUUGGCCCCGCAAAAUAUCCACCGUCACGCCACGUUUUCUCAACUCACUCUUUCUUUAAUGUAUAAGGCAGGUAAAGGCGGAAAAAUGGAAAUGGUUGAAGGGGCUGUUGUAAACGGCGCCGUUUGCUCGACGGAGACAGGAAAUGGAGGUGAGGAUGUGUACAGCUCCAAAGAUUCCGACGCCUUUACCGCAGAUCAUCUCGUUGUUAUGGUACACGGGAUUCUUGGGAGUGCGUUGGAUUGGAAAUAUGGUGCCGAGAAAUUUGUCCAGAGGCAUCCUGAUAAAGUUUACGUUCACUGCAGUGAACGGAAUGCAUCAAAGUUGACAUUGGAUGGUGUUGAUGUUAUGGGUGAGCGACUGGCUGAGGAGGUCCUUGAAUUAAUCAAAAGAAAGCCUUCUCUGAAGAAAAUAUCUUUCAUCGCGCAUUCUGUUGGUGGAGUUGUGGCAAGAUAUGCAAUUGGGAAGUUAUAUAGACCUUCAAAUAAAGAAAUUGGACAAGAAGGAUUACCCGACGUUUGUACAGAUGAGUCAAAGGGUACAAUAGCAAAUCUUGAACCCGUAAACUUUAUUACUGUUGCCACUCCACACCUUGGUUCUAGGGGCAAUAAGCAGGUACCGUUUCUUUUUGGGGUAACUGCAUUCGAGAAAGUUGCUGGUUGUGUAAUUCAUUGGAUAUUCAGAAGAACGGGAAGACACCUUUUUCUUACCGACGAUGAUGAAGGAAAGCCUCCAUUACUCAAGCGCAUGGUUGAAGAUAAUGAAGAAUGCUGUUUUAUGUCUGCUUUACGAUCUUUCAAGCGCAGGGUGGCAUAUUCAAAUUGGGAAGAUUGUGUUGACGAAAAAUAUCCCCACAUUGUGUAUGAAGAACGGUGCAAGGCUUAUGACAAGGAUCAGCAUGAAGAAUCUACAGUUGUGGACAAUGUCCCUGACGAGCUUGAAGAGGAACUUGUAAAUGGCCUUUCUCGUGUGUCGUGGGAAAAAGUCGAUGUGAGCUUUCAUAGUAGCCGGCUCAAGUUUGCUGCCCACAGCGUUAUCCAGGUUAAAGACCAUAACGUGCAUUCGGAUGGUGCGGAUGUUAUACAACAUAUGAUCGAUCAUUUUCUUCUAUAAUACAGCUUCAUGAUAGAGAAGGUGACGAUCUUGAGCUGCUUGUAUGCUUUGCUCGUCUUUUAUUAAUUUUAAUCUUUUAACACGAUUACGAAAACCCAAAUCCGGUACAGGCUGCAGGUUUCUUUGCAGCUUUAUGUGUCGUCUCAUGAUAUACCAUUACUAUUUGUCGGGACAAAAUUGUUUUUUUAUUUGCUGUAAAAUGUAUUUUCAGAUUAAUCAAAUAGUGGAAAAUGUGAGUAUAUGAGCAGUGAAGCCAAGACUUGGCAAUUGGCAAAUCAUGAGUGAGAUAUAACUUUAGCUGGUAUUUAGAUGAUGAAUCACAGAAAAAUGGCCAUUGUUGUGUAUGUAUGAAGAAACCUUUUUUUCAUGUGAAGAUAGUUAGGUGUAUGUAUGAAAAUAAAAAAAAA